AUGUAUAACAGAGAUAAACAAACAGAAAAGCGAGCUCGUUUGAUGACAAAACGAACGGAAAGACGAGAGCGGUCUUAUAAGGUGACUGUACUACCAAAACUGCAAUACUGUCGCGUGGUGAGCAGAGAGUGCUGCGGGGCGGGGGGCGCGGCGUACACGUCGGACGCGGUGGAGAGGCACUUGUGCAGUUUGCGGGUACCUUGGGACCGCGAGCGCCUCACUCGCGUCGGACACGCCGCUCCGCCCCCGCCGCCCGCCGAAGCCCCGCCGCCCCCGCCGCCGCCCGGCCCGUUCAUCUACAACACACAUACCAGGCUCACCGCCCGGCGCCCCACUGCCCCUCCGGAUGACGGGACCGAGAGACCGACACAGACCGACGUGUUAAUGGUUACGGGACAAACAUUGACCCCGGACGCGGUGCCACAGAUUGACAGUACAGAUUAUUGGAUUAGUGUGGUAUGGACGAAGAUUCAGCUUCCCCCGUUAGUGUUACGGAUUCUUAGAUGCAUACCUAUUCUGUUGGGCACUUGUACGAUUUCUUCGCUAGUUUCGCCACUGAUCUGUUGGUUUCUCGUGCAGAGGCUCGCUACAAAGUCUCCUGAAGAAAUCACAUUGAUCAGAGGAGGUUCGAUAGUGAGGCGAGAGGCCCGGUCGGUCGGUGCCUCGUCGCGUGUACGAGCGGCUACCGGUGUGCGGCUACGGUUCGCUACUUAG
Messenger RNA from Pieris macdunnoughi, 714 nucleotides. The record is from the annotation of a GenBank genome assembly. NCBI's taxonomy places the organism in Eukaryota, Metazoa, Arthropoda, Insecta, Lepidoptera, Pieridae.